Capsicum annuum is the source of this 1628-nucleotide messenger RNA. RefSeq names its product chaperone protein dnaJ C76, chloroplastic. Bases 76 to 1482 code for a protein of 468 amino acids. NCBI's taxonomy places the organism in Eukaryota, Viridiplantae, Streptophyta, Magnoliopsida, Solanales, Solanaceae. The record is from RefSeq and is a predicted model, not a curated record. The transcript has 4 exons.
AGAUGGAAGAGGCCUUACUCUUUUUUACCACUUUUUCCUCUCUCUCUAUCUAUCUGUUCCCCCCCUGCGGAAAAAAUGCAUUCUUCUACUCUGCCCAUACAAACCAUUCCUACAAAAAGCAUAAACAAACUUCCAAAUCCAAGAGCUCCUCUUGCAAAUUCAUGGAAAUCUCAUAAUAAAAAUACUUAUAAUAAUUCACUGAUAUGCAGUGCUCAUACUUCUUCAAUCACUGAUUUUGACCUCUAUGAUCUUCUUGGAGUUGAGAGUUCAUCUAACCAGGCACAGAUUAAGCUGGCCUAUAGGAUGCUUCAGAAGCGAUGCCACCCAGAUAUCGCCGGACCAUCCGGCCAUGACAUGGCUAUUAUACUCAAUGAAGUUUAUGCUCUUCUUUCUGAUCCUAUUGCACGGAUGGCUUAUGAUAAGGAACUGACAAAAAUAGCAGAUUUAAGGGGGUACACAGGAAAACCUUUGUAUUCGGCAUGGUGUGGUGAAGAGAAUGAAAAAAGAGCUGUGUUUGUUGACGAAGUAAAGUGUGUCGGCUGCUUAAAAUGUGCAUUGUUGGCUGAAAAGACAUUUGCUGUUGAAUGCAUGUAUGGAAGAGCCAGAGUUGUUGCUCAAUGGGCUGAUACAGAAGCCAAAAUUCAAGAAGCUAUAGAUGCAUGUCCAGUUGAUUGCAUCUCAGUUGUUGAGAGGUCAAAUUUGGCUGCACUUGAAUUCCUAAUGUCCAAGAAGCUACGGGGCAAUGUUAGAAUUGGUGCUGGCAAUACAGUAGGUGCUCGCACCUCCAAUAUAUUUGAUGAUCUAGACAAAUUCCAGAGCAGAUAUCAAGAUUCCGUGAACAAAGCUUCCAAAACCAAUCCUAAGGCAUCAGACAUGCAAAAAGAGGCACGAAUGUCAGCAUUUCAAGCAAUCCGAGCAAUGUCAAAUUGGUUCUACUGGCAAUCACCAAUUGGAGGAGCUGCGGAAGCCGUACAAGCUUUGGUACCAGUAAGGAGAAGUCUAAUUGAACCCGAUGUUACAAAGCUCAGAGAUGCUGAAGCAGCUAUGAAACAAGUUAAAAAAGAAACAGUUAAUCAAAGAAGCAAUGAUGAGUAUUGGUCUCCAUCAACUCUUGCGCUUCCGGAAGCAACAGACACUAGUUUGGUAGAUGAAGUUUCCUCGAAUGAUUCCUCUCCCAAAGCACCGGCGGAAUUCUAUGAUGAAGUUUUCUCACCUAAGGAGAAACAGCAACCCAAUCCAUGGCUCCAGGGCGUGCCAUUCACAACAGCAACAGCGGCAGCAAUUAUAGUGUGGAUAAAACUUGGAGAAGAAGCGACUGUUAGCCUCAACGAUCAUAUUGGUGGUUCGCUCGCAUUAGAUAUUGUCAACAGCUCAUGGCUCAAGGUCAUUCUGGCAGGUGUUACAUGGCAUUCGAUUGGUAUGACUCUAGUGGAACUCUCACGGUCUCUUCAUAGUUUGUUCGGGAAGGGCAGAAAAUUGUGAACAUUUUCCCUCUGGAAGUCAAAGUAUAAGGCAUAUAUUGUAACAUAAAUGUAAAGUUAUCAUAUGGUCUAAUCAGUUCUUCAAGUUAUUGUAUAGUCUAAACAGUUCUUAAAGUAAUUGUAUGGUCUAAUCAGUUCCUGUCCCAA